Perkinsus marinus ATCC 50983 is the source of this 1960-nucleotide messenger RNA. RefSeq lists its product as hypothetical. The transcript has a single exon. NCBI's taxonomy places the organism in Eukaryota, Perkinsozoa, Perkinsida, Perkinsidae. The record is from RefSeq and is a predicted model, not a curated record. The coding region runs from base 1 to 1875 and encodes 624 amino acids. Gene Ontology annotation, molecular function: protein binding.
AUGGAAGAUUCACCGCCGCCGGCAGCGAAGGAUGAGAAGCCGAGGGCGCAGAUAAGCGAAGUUGUUGACGAGGUGAAGUUGUGGGCAGUAGAGCUUGAGAAGCUCCGUCGUGGUACGGCUUGUGUUUUCCUCAACCAGUUUGAAGAUGCCGAGAAGAUCUUCCGUAGUGGUAUCUUCGCAAAUUCAGAGUAUGAUAUGCUCCCUGUACCGGCGCAAGGACAUGACCUACGCCCUGCGUACGCCUUUCAAUGGGCCCUGGCUAGUUUGUUGGAUGGCUUGGCUUCGUUCGCGAAUGAUCAACUCGAUGACUGUCUUAGUAGAGUUUGGCUGACUGAAAAAUUAGCAGGGGAAAGCCCGGACCAGUGGAUUGGUCAGAGAUUCCUCAGAGGUAUGUGUUACAUGUUUGGAGGAAUAGUGCAAAUUUUACAACAGUCUUUUGUGAAGGCUGGGGUUAAUCUAACCCGUAGUUGGACUUUGAUAAAAUCCAUGGAGAAGGAGGUGUUGAACUACGUGGGGUACGAGGCCGACGUGGUGAAGUCUUUGGGGAGUUUUGUAAUUGGAACCCUCAACUUGGUCGUGACUAUGCUGCCCGGAUCAAUAGUCGCGGUGGCUGAGCUCGUGGGCUUUGAUGGCACUAAUAGGGCUGCGUCUAUCGGUCUCCUAGAGGAGUGUUACCAAGGAGGGGGUCUCUUGGCGCCGUAUGCGGCUCUUGUUAUAUCGGCCUAUCAUUUGCAGAUGAGGUCAUUCAUGGGAGAGUCGCCGUCGAAUGAAGAAUUGGAUGAGGUGCGAGGCAUCCUCGAUGAGGGGCUUGGGAAUUAUCAUAACAGUUGCGUAUAUUUGAUCGAGUUGGCUGAAUACCAUGCUGUGAGAAGGAAUCCUGAGGCCGCACUGAGGACCAUGGAUGUGGCAGGACGUUCUUGUGAUAGGCCGGCACUGGCCCUUGUGGUUAACAUGAAGAAAGCGGUUUACCAUAUGUUGUGUGUGGAGUGGGAGGAAGCUAUUGGCUGCAUUAGAAAGGCAAGUCUAUGUCAUGAGGAGGUUGGUAGGCGUACGUAUGUGCCCUUCUUUGGAGCGUUAGAGGCUAUUUUGAGGAAGCUCACUGGACAGGAAUAUCAGAGCUGUAUCGAACGAGUUGAACGGUAUCGCGCUAUGAACAAGUCCAACUGGCGUGCCUCGGACCUUCUAGCCUUCAAGAAAAUUGAGGAGUACUCUAAGAGGCCUGACAGAGUGAUCCCCUCUAUUGAUGUGGUGGAGCUCAUGAUGCUGCAGUUCUACUGUUUGAAUAAGGCUUCUAUCGCAGUCAUCAAAGGCCCUUUGACCACGCUCUUGAGCGAGACUAAUACGACUUGCAUUCAAGACGAGGCACGGCGCCUGGUAUUGUUAGCAGAGUUGCAUAGGCUGGCUGGAGAGCCGGAUGAGGCGAUAAGACUGGCAGGAAAGGUCAUUGGGAAGGAGGAUGAACUUAUGCCUCCUCAGCCAGUUCCAGAGUCGGCCGAUCUGAUACUCUUGAGGCCCUACUGGAGUGGUACGUGCCUUGUAGCUCUGCUUGUGAAAGGGCAGGCUCUAGCUGACAAGGGUGAAUGGGAGGCUGGUGAUGAAGCUGUAGAGCAGAUGAACGCGGUGGCCUGGCGCUUGCAACAAAUCGAUCCGACACCGAAGGCACGGAAGAGCUUUUUGGCGAUGAUGAGCAACACUAUACAGAGCUAUGCUGGGGCUAAGCCCAGUGGAGGGUACUUCGAUAUGACUUUGAAGUUCAAGAGGCACGCUCUAAGGAAACGACUGGAGGCACGUGUAAAGAACGAAGUGUGUGAUGGUGAAGAAACCCUGGACAGCGGUUUUGUUAGCGCUGAUGAGGAGCAGGAGGAGGAAGGCUGAUUUAGUGACAAAUCUGUGAGUGUUUUGUAGUAGUCGUUUGUAUUAUUAUAUUUUCUUGAAAGAUCGUGUUGUAGUUACUCUUGUU